Molecule: messenger RNA, 339 nt
Organism: Rotaria sp. Silwood2
Lineage: Eukaryota; Metazoa; Rotifera; Eurotatoria; Philodinida; Philodinidae
Source: the annotation of a GenBank genome assembly
AUGGAAUUCGCCGAAUCAGAGAAAGAAAAAUAUGCUCAUUCAAUUAGUCUUGGUGAUUUCCUUUUUUACAAUUUAAUGGUAUUAUUUGUAUUACCACCAGUUUCAUCGAUAGAAAUGAAAAUUUGUAUUGGAAUUGGUUGUAUAAUAUUCAUAGAAAUUGGUUACAUACUAACAAUAUGGAUAGGUACAUUCAUGAAAUUCUGGAAUGCAAUCGAAGAUGGACCCGCUUUACCAUUACCAGUAAUCGCUUUCUCUGCUUAUUUUAUCCUUGCUAAUGUUUUCAUAGAAGAUUCAAACCGAAAUUUAUGUGAAUAUUUAGAAUUAUCCAAUUAUCGCUGA